Amphiprion ocellaris (clown anemonefish) is the source of this 2100-nucleotide messenger RNA. RefSeq names its product Golgi reassembly-stacking protein 1-like. Gene Ontology annotation, biological process: Golgi organization. Lineage: Eukaryota; Metazoa; Chordata; Actinopteri; Pomacentridae. The record is from RefSeq and is a predicted model, not a curated record. The coding region runs from base 153 to 1358 and encodes 401 amino acids. Gene Ontology annotation, cellular component: Golgi apparatus. Gene Ontology annotation, molecular function: protein binding. The transcript has 9 exons.
UUGCCUAGUCCUCCGGUUUCUGCUGUCAACCUGCCUCAGCUGUCGGCGCUAGCUAGCUCGAAGCCGGUGCAUAUCACCUAGUAAUGACUUCUAACACAAGUCUACCUCUGUGACAUUUGGUCAGUGAAAGUGUAACGUAAUCCUCGAAAGCCAUGGGGCUGCCGCAGAGUUCGUUUCUGUCGGACGGUGGAACUAAUAGCGGAUAUCAUGUCCACGGGGUUCAAGAAGAGUCACCUGCUCAGAAGGCUGGUCUGGAGCCCUUCUUUGAUUUCAUUCUCUCUAUUGGAAACACCCGGCUUAAUAAAGAAAGUGACUUGCUGAAGGACCUUUUAAAGGCCAAUGUGGAAAAAGCGGUCAAACUUGAAGUGUACAACACUAAAACCCAGCGGGUGAGGGAACUGGAGGUGACACCCAGUAACAUGUGGGGUGGUCAGGGCUUACUGGGUGCUAGCGUUCGCUUCUGCAGCUUUGAAGGAGCCAGUGAGAACGUGUGGCAUGUCUUGGAUGUGGAAGCAAAUUCUCCUGCAGCACUGGCUGGCCUUAAUGCACAUUAUGACUUUAUUGUUGGGGCUGACCAGGUGUUACAAGACUCAGAGGACUUCUUUUCUUUGAUUGAAGCCAGCGAGGGGAAACCUCUGAAGCUGUUGGUGUAUAACACACAGACUGAGCAAUGCAGAGAGGUGGUGGUGACUCCCAAUGGAGCAUGGGGAGGAGAAGGAAGCUUAGGUUGUGGCAUCGGCUAUGGCUACUUGCACAGGAUUCCGACACGUCCAGUGCAGCUUAACACCCAGAAUAAAAAUGUUAUUCAUCCAGCGGUCAGUAGCAGCAGUGAAGAGGGGGUUGCAGGUGACAGCACUGAGGUGCCUUCUAUGGCUGAAUGUAGGCCACCUACUGAAACAGACUUGAAUCAAAUCGAAGGAGGUGUGCAGGAUCUGAGUGUGAUCUCACCCACACAGCAGGCUGUAGAACCAGAUAUUUCCAACACACCCGAAGUGAUGACUUCAGAUUUGUCAGAUGUGGUUUCCUCUAAUGGUGAGGGCCACACCUCCAUGUUUGCUAAUUACGGAGAUGACUCGGGUGAUCAGUGUAGCCUGGACAACUCAUCUGUUGACCAAAGACCUUCAUCUCCAGAGAGGGAGGAAGAACCAAACAUUCAGGAAUCUGAGCAGAGGUGUGAUACAGACCCGACCACCAACACGUCUCCCACCUUAGAUCCUGCACAUGACAUUAGUGGCCUUGAAGCUACCACAGAGAACCUCAGCGUCACAGGUAACCCAGAGAUGCAAGAUUCUGGUUCCUCUAGCUCAGCCCAUAUUAUAAAGGAAGAGGUGUUGGAGCCUCCUGCGUCAGAAAUGUAAGAUGAUUACGUUACCAGAGAAUAAGUAACCUUCAAGCUAGUUUGCAUAACAGAAGAUUAAGAACACACCACGUUACAGGGAAGCUUCCGUUAUAAUUGUAUGUUGUAUCACUGGAAUUAUUUUCAAUUUCCAAGAAUUUUGGUUUUACACCAGUGCCAUUGCUGCAUGCUAAAUUGCACAUUUAAGAAUGAUAUUAUGUUGACAGGUAAGACUAGACAUACAGAUGGCUAAUGCAAUAUGAAUGUAUUCUAUAAUUUAGAAACACUGUAUGUUUAAACAUCAAAUGAGAUGAUUAUUUAGCUAAGUCCAGUUGCUGCUAAAAACCAUCCUAGUUUGCACAAAACAGACAACGGUAAAAAAAAAAAAGUAGUUUUGUUUCUCUUACUGUCAUCACCUUCCAAAUAGUUUAAAACACUGUAUACAAAGAAAGCUUGACCUGGAGUUCACAUAUAUCCAUCAUAUGGGUUUACUGUUUAGGUUUUUGGAAUUGCACUUUUAUGUUUCUGUGUCCUCGUAGGUAAAAAGAUUUUUUAAUCUCAGGCUUUUACCAUUUUAGCCUUUAUGACUUUUAUGUCUUGUUUGAAAUAUCUUCUUUUUUAUAUGCAAGUUUGACUUUUGAUUGGUGGAAUUGAGUGAGUUUUCUGUCUCUUCUCUUUAUGUCAAUUUUAGUUAAAUUCUGUUUUUGAUCUAUGUGGAAGGAUGAAAAUAUACAGAUAUUUAUAAAAAAGAUGCUCAAGAGAAA